Lingula anatina is the source of this 2149-nucleotide messenger RNA. Its product is annotated as pre-mRNA-splicing factor ISY1 homolog. The record is from RefSeq and is a predicted model, not a curated record. Gene Ontology annotation, biological process: generation of catalytic spliceosome for second transesterification step. Lineage: Eukaryota; Metazoa; Brachiopoda; Lingulata; Lingulida; Lingulidae.
GACAAAAAACUGAGGCCAAACGUGCUCGUCUUCGCGAUGGCACGAAAUUCAGAGAAAGCCAUGACCAAGCUGGCCAGGUGGAGGGCUGCACACAUAGAUAAUGUGAAGGAGAAGGAAAGAAGACCGUACCUGACAACAGAAUGUGAUGAUGUACACAAAGCAGAGAAGUUCAGAAGACAGAUUAUUGGAGAAGUUUCCAGAAAAGUUGCACAGAUUCAAAAUGCUGGUUUGGGCGAGUUUCGUUUGCGGGACCUCAAUGAUGAAAUCAACAAACUAUUACGAGAAAAGGGAUACUGGGAAGACCGUAUUGUUGAACUUGGAGGGCCUGAUUACAGGAAAACUGGUCCUAAAAUGCUUGAUGCUGAAGGGAAGGAGGUUCCAGGGAACAAGGGAUACAAGUACUUUGGUGCUGCCAAAGAUUUACCAGGUGUACGGGAGUUGUUUGAACAAGAAGCUCCGCCACCGCCAAGAAAAACCAGAUCAGAGUUGAUGAAGAAUAUAGAUGCAGAUUACUAUGGUUACAGAGAUGAGGAUGAUGGUGUUCUGGUACCUCUGGAGCAGGAAAUGGAGAAGGAAGUCAUAGCCAACAAAGUAGAAGAAUGGAAAAAGAAGAAAGAGGCCAUCUUGAGAGGCGAGGUACCCCCAGAUGACGAUGUUGUGACGAAGGAAGAGGAUAUCUAUGCUGUUAAUGAACAUGAGUCUGAUGAAGAGGAUGAGGUCAGUGCCAUGGACACAGGGGAAGGUAGUGGACAAAGCUUCAUAGCUCAUGUACCUGUUCCAUCUCAGAAAGAGAUUGAAGAAGCAUUACUUCAAAGAAAGAAACAAGAACUUUUAGAAAAAUAUGCCAGUGAGGCAUUGCAAGCCGAGGAAGGCCAGGUUAAACAGAUGAUGGGGCUGGACACGUGAGACUGCCCUUCAAGAUGUAUAUCUGGAAAUGUGAUAUAACAAGUACAGUUUAAUGCAACCUUCUUAGGCUGGCACAAUGGGCGAAGGUGGUGUAAUGGCAGUAAAGAUGUAUGGCAGAUACAGCUGUGUUUGGGAAAUAUGAGGCGAAGAUAAGUUAUCACUGCUAUAAAAAACAUUGACAAGCAGUUGCUUUUCAUGUUCAGCUGGGACUGAUUCCAAAUGACAGUUUUCCUAACAUUGUGUGCCUGGCAUUCAUUAUAAGGAAAUGGGAAUGAGCAAGAUUUUAUUCCUGGCAGUGGAUCCUUAGCUAUAUGAUAUAGAGAAAUAAUAUGAAACCUGAGAGAACUGUGAUGGAUAAUAGUAGAACUUGGCAGAUACAUACAGAAGAAAUAAAUUUGUGAAACUGAAAAACAUUUGGAGUAUCAUCAAGAGCUGCAAUGAAAAGGACGAGCGAACUAGAUUGAUCUAAACUUGGAAUGUAUAAAAUAUUGUAAAAUACACUGACAUCACUCGUAAACAUCAGUGGGCUUCAGUUAUUGCAGACUAUAAAUCACAACAUACAUGCAUGCAUGCAAAAAGUUGCCUAAUUAACCUAAUAUUGUAUGCAGCUAGGAAAGUUUUUUUUUCUACGACUUGAGAUAAAACAUAGCUAUUCAAGAUACAAAGGAUGUUUAACCAUUCAUUGAUUAGGCAGUAAUUAGGUAUUUGCUAGAAAUUAAAAGAUUUUUGCAAACUGGACUAUAUAUUUUUUUUGACUCCAGAUUGACUACUAGAUUAUAAACAUCAGUUUACUCUGUGUACAAUACAGACCUCCGGCACCUAUGCCAUGAGUCAGUGUGUAGAUUAUCAAGUAAAGAAUGAUGGGAAAGCCUGGGACUAAAGCACUGUGACAUCAGUGUUAUCAAGGCACUUUUUUUAGGGCAGUGCCCUGUAAACCGGAUGACUAAUGUGAGAAGAAUGAUGUCAUAAAUCAGCUGUUUAUCCAUUACCAUAAACUGCUUGUGGAUUUUGGUUUUAUUUUCCUCAUACAUUGUAAGUGUUUACAUAGAGCAGAAGGGGAACUUUACUUUCUUAGAGCUGCUUUCUGUUGUUGGUACGGUCUAUGCUUUGACCUACUUACCAUAUUUUUGUUUGAUUUGUAUUUUGAUAAAGUUUUAGGUUACCAAUCUUUGGUGUAACUUAAACCAAAAAACAGACUGUAAAUAUGUAAAAGAUAGAUUUUCUAUAAUAUUUUCAAUAAAAU